CUCCUUUUCUCCCGACCAUGACUGAAUCUUCAGCUUCGUGACGGUUUAGUGGUAUUGUUUCGGGCCUUCUGGAAGGCCGUCCAUUCCUUUUUACAUGCAAGCCUUCAUGACUGGUUCUUGAAGUUCUCUUCUCCGACAUUCUUUAACCUGUCAUUCUUUUGCCGGUUUAUAUUACCACCUCCACUCUUUUAUCUCUGCUUGACCUCACGGGCACUCACGGACCCUUCCUUUCUCAUAACUAAGCAGCAUAUCCUUACUUUCUGGGGAAAUCAUCACAACCGGAACAUUCACCAUGGCUCUAGGUACAUUUCGUGGAAGGUCGCGUACAUUGCGCCAGCCAGAGGCUAGCUCAUCGCCCGCUCAAAAGCACACAGACGCGCGGCCGCGCAAGAACUCCGGACAUCACGAACCAAGCGCAAACUUGCCUCAGGACUCUGCGCGCCCAAAGACGGCAGAGCAGCAGCAGCAAAGGCAUGUGCAGGAUGCCAAUCCUGGUUUUGAUUUCCAGAUCCCAAAAACCCCAUCGAAUGCCAUGACUUCGCCAACGAGCCCGAUCAUCUCACCAUCAGACGGCUUGAUUGGUGUCGCACUAGGAAGCCCCCGCAUGGUCGAGGUGCCAAUCGCAAUGUCGCAAGAGCAACAGUUCGGGAGGCCUCCGGAGGCCCCGGUGCGACCAUCACUACAGCGCAAACCAAGCAAAUGGAAGAAAAUCGGAGGACUAUUCAAAGCAAAGAGUGUAUUGAGUGCACCUGUUCCUAGCCAACCCUUCUAUCAUGUUCAACCGACUACGGAGUGGCCAAUGCCGGCUUCUGCAGUCUCCAUUAACCGGCGCCAACCGAUGCUCGAGGAGAGCCCCAAACUUGACGAGAAGCCAAAACUCGAAGAGGAGCCCAAGCCCAAACCCGAGGAAAGCCAUAGGAACAUGGCCGACCCCAGGCCUGAUGUUCAACCCAGCCCCAUCGAAGCCUGGCCAUCCCUGGAACUGGAACCAACGCAGGAACCCACGGCCCUGAAGCACGAACAGCCGGAGAAGACUGCCAUCCAGGAAUCAUCUCAAACCGUUAAUACAUCCUCGAACUACAUGCCCCUGCUUCAGAUUGAUAUUCCUGAUAUCCAACUGGAACGGUACAGUGUGAUGUUUGGGGGGGUUCUGCAGAAGAACAGACCCCCGUCCUUGAACCGACGGAGCAAGACGUUGAAUGAUGCGGACACAGAAGAGGCGAAGCAACCGUCGCCUCCGUCACCGGAAAUUGUUCCUCCUUGUCGAAGGGCGACCUCACCAACGCGUUCACGGUCUAAUUCUCCGAACUUCACACUGUUUCCCGCCACCCAAGUCAGCAAGGCUUCGAAGGUUCUCGGAUCGCAAAACAUACCGCGCGGCCCUAGCCCAUUACACAAGACUCAGACAUCAUUAGCCGAGUCUCACCAAGAGGAUGCGCCAAAAGAUAAGAACCAUCUCGUUCUCAUGGUUCACAGUUCCCCGUCCUCGCACAAGCAACAGAGCUCCGUGUCGUCGUUCCUAUCAGCAACAUCUAUCAGCUCCGAGGACGAAAGACUCCUCCUGCAGAAACUUAAGCCGGUGCGCAGCUACGUCGAUGAGCGAGAGCCUGAAUGGGAGAUCAUCAACAAGAAGUCCCCAACCACCAGCGAGCCUAUGCCACCUAUUCCUCCUGCCAUCCCGCGGCCGAAGGCUCCUGCCACCCUAACGAUCAACACGCAAGUGCCACCCAUCAGGACUUCUGGUGAUUCCCGAAGCGACGUCUCAUCGCCCUUCUCUUUCGUCUCAUCAGCCAAGUCGCCCAACACGCCGCGUAGCAGAACCCAUCUUCCAGCGCGGUCUCCCACAGUCAGUCAGGCCAGCACCACCACCAGCGCCACCACUACCCCAAUCGCCGCCCGCCGAUUCCCACUCGGCGACGAGAGGAAGAACGCCAGCACAUCAGACCUGAACAAGCCUCUCCCCACCGUGGAGAUCUCCAUUGCUCGAUCUGUCUCCGUCUCCAGAGGCAAGGAGAUCUCCAUCGCUCGAUCCGUCUCCGUCUCCAGGGGCAAGAAGCAAGUGAUCGUCCCCAUCCGGCCCCGGCUAGACCGCGCCAACACCACCGCCACGGAUCGGGUCGUGGAAACCAGGAUCGCUCGUCCGCCGCCUCGCCUUCGAGAUGGUGGGGGCCUCAGCCCUGGGCCUGGAAGUACGCGAACCGUCCGUGUCGGCAACUUCAUUUGACAUUGCCCUUUCCCACUCGAGCUUUUACUCUAGUAGUCCAUUCUUACGAUCCUAUGUCACACUCUUGGUUCAUCUUCCAGUUGGCUCGAUGACUUUUCUCUAUCUCUUUUUUCUUUCUUAGCCGGCCUUCCUUUACAAGCGCAGGUAGCAUAUACCUCUAUGCUUUGAUAGCUUACUUCCAUCCAUUCCACGUGACAUAUCCCAUUUCUUACUGUGUCAGAUCGACAUCUGCCCUUUUCAGUCAUGCUGGGCUCGACAGUCCCCAUCUUCAUGUAUCUUUUUUUAUCCUUCUAUUUUCAUGUUUGUUGCCAAAAUACCCCGCUCGGUAUCCAGUCCAAGGCACGAUCCGAGACCCUAGCCUUCUCAAAUUAGAUUUGAUUUACAAUUCCGAAAUCUAUUGCGCUGAUGUUUCACGAGCACAAAGCCAAGAACCACCUCCAAAUUCCGGCAAAACAACACCUGAAACUCUAGUCAAAUUCGUUAUUCUUUUCCAAGG
Aspergillus uvarum CBS 121591 is the source of this 2720-nucleotide messenger RNA. RefSeq lists its product as uncharacterized. The coding region runs from base 293 to 2224 and encodes 643 amino acids. The transcript is spliced from 2 exons. The record is from RefSeq and is a predicted model, not a curated record. Lineage: Eukaryota; Fungi; Ascomycota; Eurotiomycetes; Eurotiales; Aspergillaceae.